AUGUCACUGAGGUCAGGCGGUUAUACCGCCGCCAGUGUCGUGACGAAUCGGCGCGCGUUUCCUCCGCACGUCGAUUAUAAUGGAGCGUCACAACCUGGACCCAACUGUCAAACCGUUCUCAUGUCAGUUCGGGUGUCGUUGUGCCACUCUGGUAUUAGACCGCUUCGUGUUCCGGGAGCUGGCAACGAGUCCCUUCGCCUUCAGCUCAGUAUGGACCCGGGGAAGUCCGGGGAAUUCCGUCUGUCGCUCCAAGACUGCAACGAGAAUGGUCGUUGCGUGACUAUUGCAGAGUAUGACUUGAGUUCUAUGAAUUAUGACGUGAAAACACCAAAAUGCCAUGAGUUGAGUCUGGCAGCGGCUCCACAUGAUAGUAUCAGUUUCAACUUUCGCUGUGAGCAGGAGGCCCAGCAGUGGGCAACUGUAAUAAUGACAUCACUGGCUGAAGCACACAAAGCAGCAGCUUUAUACGAUAACGAAGAAAUUCUCGAACUCGAGAACACCUCAUCAUUGUCGCGAUUAGAAGAUGCAUGCAUCGAGCUGAGCCAAGCCAUCGAGGCCGGCGACGUAAAGACGGCGUCCAUCUUUGCUGCCAAGCUUUCCGACCAAAAGGCUGUGCUGAAAAUCCAGCGCACCGCACGACAAUCUGAAGACACUGAAAUCAAUUUGGCAGUUGUUGUCGAGGAUUCGUCUUCAUCAUGUUGCAUCACUAUGAAAGUUUCUCCUGUAAUGACUACUGAAGCUUUGAAACGACAGAUGUUCCUCGAAUACGGCUUUCAUCCAUUGCUGCAGCGUUGGGUGAUUGGCCAAUGCCUUUGCACGAAUCUGCGCUCCCUGGCCUCAUACGGCGUCCACCAGGAUGGCGACACAGCAUUUUUGUACCUCUUGUCAGCAUGCCAUACUCACCUGACUCGCCAACUCCUCCAGCAGGACCAGGAGAGUGCUCUCCUCUCCAGUUCCCUUCCAUCAGGAGGUUCACUUCCUCAUCAUUCUCAUAACGCCACACCCCGUGAACAAAGACUUUAUAACACCUUGCCAACUCGAUUAAAUAGCGGCGAUGCGGGGUCCCAGAGAAGAAACCUCACUGAACAAAUAUAUGCUAAUGUCUCAAGUAUGGAACUGCCUCAACCGAGUUCAGAAUUAAGAAUAAACAGCCCCUCUCCUCAGGGUUGGCCAUGCCCUUCUUGCACUUACAUCAACAAGCCAACGCGGCCCGGCUGCGAGAUCUGCGGCGCAAACCGCCCCGAUUCCUACAUUGUGCCGGGCGAAUACCAGCCAGACUCACUGGAACUCUUAUGGCUCCAGCAAGAGAAGGACGCCAUAAAAAAGUACCAAGAGGAGAAGAAGAGAAGAGAGGAGCUGAGGAGUACAGACACUCAAAACAACCUUACUGCAAAGGAAGAGGAGCGCUUGCAAAAUUUUGCCCAACUGCUUCUGCUGGACGGCCAAGACUUGGUCCCCAAUCCAGAGUCUUUGGACUGCAAGAUCUGCUAUACGGAUAUACAGCCAGGAGAGGGCGCUGUACUCAGGGAAUGCCUACACUGCUUCUGCAAAGACUGCUUACGCUCCGUUAUAAUGAUGAGUGAGGAGCCAGAAGUGGCCUGUCCCUACAGAGAUGACACUUAUGCCUGCACAUGCACCUUGCUAGAGAGGGAGAUCAAAGCUUUGGUUUCACCAGAGGAGUUCGAGCGUUGGCUUCAGAAAUGUCUAUCUGUGGCAGAGUCCCGAUGUGAAGGCAGCUAUCAUUGCGCCACUGCAGACUGCACGGGCUGGUGCCUGUACGAGGACACGGUUAAUGUGUUUGCCUGUCCUGUCUGCACCAAGGCAAAUUGCCUCAUUUGCAAGGCUAUUCAUGAGGGAAUGAACUGUAAGCAAUACCAGGACGAUCUUGCAGCCCGCGCCAUCAACGACUCCGCUGCACGAAGGACAAAUCAUCUACUUCAGACCCUUGUGCAAUCUGGGGAGGCGAUGCACUGUCCUCAGUGUGGCAUCAUUGUGCAAAAGAGAGAUGGAUGCGAUUGGCUGCGCUGCACUGUAUGUCAAACAGAGAUCUGCUGGGUCACUAGAGGGCGACGCUGGGGUCCAAAGGGUCCUGGCGACACCAGUGGAGGAUGCCGCUGCAACGUCAACCUUAGAAAAUGCCAUCCACAGUGUCAAAACUGUCACUGA
Nerophis lumbriciformis (worm pipefish) is the source of this 2166-nucleotide messenger RNA. The record is from RefSeq and is a predicted model, not a curated record. Lineage: Eukaryota; Metazoa; Chordata; Actinopteri; Syngnathiformes; Syngnathidae.